UAUCGCUCUAUUAGGUCCGCUACUGAGCACAACUAGAUGCAGCACAGAGAUCAUUGUGUGAUGAGAGAGGGGAGACGCAGAGGAAAUGCUUCAUCUGCCACAUGGAUCCUUUUUUCUUCCAAAUGGUCUGCCUAAAGAAGUUACCCACUGACAGUUUUUUAAUGCUUGUGUCUCUCAUCCACUGGACACGUUGUGCCCCUGCUCCUCAUCUCAUCUCAGAUGAACUGACAGCCUUAUAAAUAAUAAAGGCUAAUUCUUGAAGGAGGCAGUACACAAUGAGAGAGAAAAAAACUCAAGAAAGCCCCGGAGGAGUGAUUCAUUUGCUUCCUUUCUCAUCCGUGCUGUGAGAUACAAGCUCUGUCCUUCCUGGUGGAUAUUUGUUAACCUCAGGUGAACUCACAUAGGCAGUGAGCCAACCUGCUCCAAUGGAGUCUGCUAUGGAGACCAACCAGACAGACAUGGAUGGUUACAGCCUCCAGAUUGCCCUGCCACUCACAGUACUGGUGGGGAUCAUGAUCCUGUUGAUAGUAUUUGGUAAUGUACUGGUGGUCAUAGCUGUGUUUACAAGCCGGGCCCUACGGGCUCCCCAGAACUUAUUCUUGGUGUCUCUGGCAUCAGCAGACAUUUUAGUGGCUACCCUUGUGAUGCCUUUCUCCUUAGCCAAUGAGCUCAUGGGAUACUGGUACUUUGGUGAAGUGUGGUGUGAGAUAUACCUUGCACUCGAUGUUCUCUUCUGCACUGCCUCCAUUGCCCACCUUUGUGCUAUCAGCUUAGACCGCUACUGGUCCAUCACCCAGGCCAUUGAGUACAACCUGAAAAGGACACCGCGCCGCAUCAAAUGCAUCAUCUUCAUUGUGUGGGUUAUUGCAGCAGUUAUUUCCUUCCCACCUCUAAUCACCAUGGAGAAAGAAAAGAAUACUGAAAGUAAUUCUAACAAUAAUAACAAUUAUACUAACAUCACUAAACCUUUGUGUAGGAUCAAUGAUGAGAAAUGGUACGUCAUCUCCUCCUGCAUUGGGUCCUUCUUCCUCCCAUGUGUCAUCAUGGUGCUGGUCUAUGUGCGGAUCUAUCAUAUUGCCAAAAAGAGGACGCGAGCACCACCUGGAGACCGAACACGCAAGACUGCCACCAUCGCUGCUGCCAACCAGAAACAGAAUGGCCUGGGUGAUGCUGAGGACCGUCUCUGCCAUGAGAAGCUGAAUGGUGAACAGGCCAUGGAGUUGAAGGAGGAAGUGAAACAAGUAGGGGGUGCAGAGGAUGGGAAAGGUGAGGUCAACGGGGUGGACAUUGAGGACUCAUCCUCCUCUGACCACAAUAUGAACAAUCCAUGCUCAAUUAAAAAGAAACCGACUAAGGGGAAACCCAGGCUGAGUCAAAUCAAACCAGGGGACAAUGACAUCCAAAAGUGCGAGCCGAGCACCAAGGGCAGCCGCUGGAAAGGUCGUCAGAACCGGGAGAAACGCUUCACGUUCGUCCUGGCAGUGGUCAUUGGAGCAUUUGUGAUCUGCUGGUUUCCCUUUUUCUUUACGUACAUGCUGAAGACACUGUGUCAGUCCUGCUAUGUCCCUGACACCCUGUUCAAGUUCUUCUUCUGGUUCGGCUAUUGCAACAGUGCAUUGAACCCCAUUAUUUACACCAUCUUCAACAACGACUUCCGGAGGUCAUUCAAAAAGAUACUGUGCAGGAGGGACACGAGAAGAUAUGUAUGAUGGACCAUCUUGUACAUACUUUGUUUGUUUGUUUUUUUUACCAUAUUGCACAUAAAUUGUAAAACACAGUGAUCUUUGUGCAUGGAUCACCAGUUUGUGAUCGCUCUAGGUGUAACUGCUUGGAAAAGCUUUGCCAGGAUGAGCUUCCUGUGCACUAGUGGGAAAAAUUUGCCUUUGGGACUUUCUGGGAGAAAACUUUGUUUUCUUUAAUAUUCGUCUAGGUUUGGGUACUUGGUAAGGUUUCAGAAAGAUUGAGGUUUUGGGUUAAGAAACAUUCUUUCAAAAACAUUUAUGUCUUACAGAUUCUGUCCAGCAGAAAGAACUGAAGGCUAACUUCUCCCAUGUGUUGCGACAUUCUCUUUUUGAACCAUCUCUGCCACUCACAGCCUGAACAAUAAGUCCACAAAAAGAGAGGCUUAAAGUACAGAACACCACAGUGAAAACAUGUUUUGUUGUAACUGCUAUUUGUAUUUUUAUAAAAGAAACACAGUGAAGUCCAUGAUAUGUAUUGUAUUUUAUGGCAGUAUAUUGUACAAAAUGAUCUGUCUGAACAUUUGUCUCUAUUUUUGUUGGAUACAGUAUUGUGCUAUUUUUUUUUUUAAUGAUAUGAAGUGAUGUCAGUGAUGGUUAGGAUGAUGAUGAUGGUGGUGAUGACAACUUGUGGGAAAAAUGCAGACCCUUUAAAAGAAUAAAUAAAGGCCACUUCCUGAAACAGUCUCAAGGAGCCAUAUAAAACUUCAGACCGGUAACAAAUGUUAUAAUUUACAGUAUGUUAUACUGUGUUGACACGCACUUUUUUUUACACAAACACACUAGAGGCUCGUAAUAAAAUGGGAAAGAGGCAUAAAGUCAGCACAAACAGGAAAAAAAAGUCUGAAUUUGUUCUCAGAAAAUGAGGCGCUAAAGAAGAGUUCCCAAAGAAUAAAGCGUUUUUAUCUGCCUGCCAUGUGAGGGUGUGAAAACCUUCUUGUACAGU
This is a messenger RNA of Archocentrus centrarchus (flier cichlid), 2685 nucleotides long. It is a transcript of the gene adra2a, whose product is annotated as adrenoceptor alpha 2A. Gene Ontology annotation, cellular component: plasma membrane. The transcript is spliced from 2 exons. Gene Ontology annotation, molecular function: epinephrine binding; alpha2-adrenergic receptor activity. Gene Ontology annotation, biological process: G protein-coupled receptor signaling pathway. The coding region runs from base 426 to 1709 and encodes 427 amino acids. The record is from RefSeq and is a predicted model, not a curated record. NCBI's taxonomy places the organism in Eukaryota, Metazoa, Chordata, Actinopteri, Cichliformes, Cichlidae.